This is a messenger RNA of Schizosaccharomyces japonicus yFS275, 3110 nucleotides long. RefSeq names its product transcription factor tfiiic complex subunit sfc6. The transcript is spliced from 4 exons. Bases 466 to 2250 code for a protein of 594 amino acids. Gene Ontology annotation, cellular component: transcription factor TFIIIC complex; nucleus; chromatin. The record is from RefSeq and is a predicted model, not a curated record. NCBI's taxonomy places the organism in Eukaryota, Fungi, Ascomycota, Schizosaccharomycetes, Schizosaccharomycetales, Schizosaccharomycetaceae. Gene Ontology annotation, biological process: transcription initiation at RNA polymerase III promoter. Gene Ontology annotation, molecular function: RNA polymerase III general transcription initiation factor activity; chromatin insulator sequence binding; tDNA binding.
UAAGAAUGCACUUCUCUUUUUUACAAACACACUGUCGCUGAAUUGGGGAGUAUCCUGUUUAAUUGAUUCUUUUCGUGCUUUGAUUUGUGUCAAUUGAGCAAUGUCAGUUCUAUAAAACUGCAACAAACAACAACAUUAGGGCAAUUAAUGGUCAUUGGUCGUCUUUGACGCUAGACUGAAAAAUUCGCAAAUUAACAGAAAGAAAUAGAUUGCUUGUCUAUGCUCAUUUGAGUGGAAGUAUAUAUUUGCUGCUAUUCUUAAGUAUAAGUGAAAAAAAAAACUAAAAACCAUCUUACACUUGUGUCUUUUGGCGAGUUUGUGGAUCAAUUUAUCGACACAUCCUCCAACGAGUAAUUAAAAACACACACUUGUAACAUUUUAGACUUGUUGCACCUGAGGACUAACCCUUUUUGUAACAGUCCCCACCAGAAUCAAUUUCGUUUGUUAAAAGGAGCAUCGAUUGCCAUGGGCUCACGUUCAAAACGCUCCGUCGCGGAUCUGGAUUUCGUAGACAGCGAUCAAAACGGGAACGAAAGCUAUGAAUUCGUGGAGUAUAUUAAGAAUGACAGUAACGCGGUCUUACAAACAUCAAAUGAAGAAAAAGAUCAGAAACCGGUUACACCGAGGCGUUCAUUACGACCACGACGUUCUGUUUCUCGCACCUCUUCUGCUGUAGUAACGCCGACGCCAAAUCGAAACACGAGAACCCCGAAUAGCCAGAGAUUGUCGUCAGCCAAGCCGAGUUCUGCUCGUCGGACGCCGGCGAAAAGCAUGGAGGAUAAACUCUAUUAUCUCUAUGGAUCCGAGUCUUCUAGUCUGAGCAGAGGAAAGGCGCUCAUGGACGUUUGGAGAAUGUACGAAACUGCUCCCGGGGUGGCCCACUUCGAUCACGACCAUUCGGAACAAUAUACGCUGGACGCAUUGCUCCUAACUGGCUACGGAUUCCAACAAAUCGAGGAGGUGAAAAAGGAAACGGAAGAAAAAGGCGAGAGACUGCCAGCACAACUAAACCUUAUGUUGGAUAGCACAGGACAGCCAUUGACUGUGCGUGAAGGCGAUAUUUUCAAUUUGUCUGAGCGUCAUCCACAUAAACGUGGCUUCUUUGUUCACACUGGUCAGUCGGUGACUAGUUUAUCAUGGCUUUAUACAUUGCAGGAUGAGCAAUGUCUGGCAGUUGGUGGUAUGCGCACGAUCUCUGAGCAACAACCCUCCGCCUUUAUUCGCACAUCUGGUCGUAAUCACAUUCAACUUUGGCAAUUGAACAGUGCUGGCGAGUUCCAACUGAAACAACGUCUUUGGCACGAUUGGGGCGACAUUUAUCAGUUACAAUGGUGUCCAUGUGCAUCCGCCAAUCCAAGCAUCUUAGGUCUCUUAGCCGUGAUUAGCAGUGACGGUAUUUUACGAGUAAUACGUGUACCUAACAGCAUUUCUGAUACAAACCUGCAUGUCCACUUGGCCGAAUGGACGUUUCAACUAAAAGAUGCAUUGUAUACGUGCAUGACUUGGAUCAAGCCAGCUACAGGAUCUCCACAUCAGAUACUUGCAGGGUGUUCAAAUGGCUAUCUGGCAUUAUUUGAUUUGCUCAACGUCUCAUCAACACCCUUGACUUACAUGCCGUUUCAUGACUCGUACAUUACCUCUAUUUGCCAGUGCGCACCUACUUUUCCUUACAUUUUCCUUACCAAUUCCUACGAUUGCUAUACGAAGUUAUUUGAUCUGCGUGAUCCUGAAUUGGACAGUAUGAGCCGAUCGCACAAAAGAGAUGUAUGUCAGUCCAUUGCAUGGAGUGAUAUGUUACAAUCUACUGUAAUUGGACAUGAAUCACAAAGUGUUAUUCUCGAGUCCAUCCGUGGAUCUCCAUUAAAUCCUACACUAGAUGAGCGGAAUGGAUCUGUGAUGAGUAUCGGUACAACCGUCCGGCACCCGUUUGUAGCAGCUGGCGGAGCAGAUGGCAUUGUUACGGUGAUGAAUCCCUUCAGGUUACUGGGUUGGUCCCACAAAUUCAAAAUGAGUGUCUAUCGGUUAUAUCAGCUUGAGUACAGCUCGAAAUAUGAUGUGUAUCGGUUACUCGAAAACUUUCGUCCCAAUCUGCCUAAACCACGAAAGGUAAGCUUGUACGUGCAUCCUUGGCAAGUGCAAAUCAGCAAGGUAGAGUGGAACCCAAACUUCAAAUAUGCUGGUUGGCUUGCGAGUGGAAUGGCAUGUGGUCUCCUACGGGUAGAGAACCUUGCUGUGUUUCCAAGGACAUAAACAGCAUCCGAACUGUUUUUGGAAAACACUCACAGGGGAAAAAAAUAUUCGCUAACAAUACGCACUAUUCAUAUCCGUACUUACACACCCUCUCCCGCUAAUUUUAAAGGUUAUGCAGCCAUUGUCUGGCAUGAAUGUUACGCCUGAUCCUCGUUUAAGAAGUUGGGAUUGUUGGUGAGCUUACUAAGGAACUUCGCAUGCCAGUCUUGGAACACACGAAGCGGCACAUAAGUAUCGUUGGGUCGCAAAUCACCGAGUCCCGUGGCAUAUGGAGGCAAGUUGGAGACGGCAAAGCUAGCCAAAAAGUUGUACAAGUUUUUGAGGAUACGUUCUGCAAUAGAAGACGGAGGAGCAGCGGGUUUGGCAAGAGCAGUUGAGGAGCUGGAAGCCAUUGCUUCCUGUGCAAUGCUUUCCAGCGGUUCAACACUAAUGCCAAGACUGGCUGUGAUACCGCUAACGGGACCAGCACCCUGUGUGAAUUGCUGUACGGUAUUUUUCAAACGGAAAAUGGCACUGGGUUUUUCGUUAGUAAGGUAUCCCAGGUAUUGAAAUGGUUUGUCUGGCCAUUGAAAGUAGACUUUGGCGCCAAAUCCAUUAGGAAAGGGAGAGGUAGGAAGUACGAAAACAACGAUGUGGUUUAUGGACUCUGCAUUUUCGAGGACGAAGAGGAACUGAUUUUCAGAUAUUUGUUGAAGAUUCGUUUGAACCAGGCGACCAGCACAAAUUGCCCCAAACAUCGUGAAGGAAGAACAAAUAAAGCGCAGGACGACGUGCGUUAGUGUUUAUGAGAUCUGUUAAUGAAUAUGCGAGAAGUUUGUAGAAAAGUUUAAAAGUCUACUAAAUAAGACUUGAGUGUGUCG